AUGCGAUUUCCGGAGCCGGUUUUGUUCCUCUUCAUCACUCUCGUUGCGGGUACAUCGAGUCCUUCCACGACGACAUUAACACCUUCCACAUGCCCUUUCCGCACAGUUAACUACAUUACCCACAGUCUCCCUCAACAAUGUCUCGCAUCCACUCGGAAAACCAACCUCACGUCCACGACUGUCGACGCCACCGCCUCUCCCAGCGUAGAUCUGGCAUUUCCUACGUCUUCCGCAAUUGACCAUUCUCACGCGACUCCCUCCCCAUCGGUUCUGUCUACUGUUCAUUCACAAUCCACGACUGACGCUUCGGCCCAACCUGUGCAUACUUGGGAAGAGCAGUCGGCUUCAAGUUCUUCCCAGACUGAAGUGGAUGUUGCUCCUCCAGGUACAGGCAACGAUGGGUCGGAGGAAGAGUCUCCUCUCGAGGAGGGGAGGUUCCUCUCUUUCGAAGACUGGAAGCGAGAAAAUCUCAAAAAGUCGGGUCAAUCGGAACAUAUUGGCAAGGGACCUGGAAUCGAAGGUAGAGAGCCGAGGAAACGAGCAGCGUCUCUUCGAGAUUCCCUAGAUUCUUUGGGAGACGACGCUGAAAUAGAUUUGGACUUCUCCGGCUUCGUAUCCGAUACCCUCGACCCUCCAAACCAGGUUCCCCCCACAGUGCCUCAGGAGAUCCGCGACAGCUCCGUCGAGAUUGAACUGGGGCGGGCUCCGAAAGCCGGCGUGAGGAGCAAAGAUGCAGGCACAACAUGUAAAGAACGAUUCAAUUAUGCCUCUUUUGAUUGUGCGGCCAACGUUCUGAAGACCAACCCUGAAGCUAGAAGCGCCUCGGCCGUACUUGGAAAUAACAAGGACUCUUAUAUGCUAAACGAGUGCUCCGCUCAAAACAAAUUUUUGAUCCUGGAAUUGUGCGACGAUAUAUCAAUCGACACUGUCGUGCUGGCAAACUUUGAGUUCUUCAGCUCGACUUUCCAUACCUUCCGAGUAAGCGUAUCUGACAAGUACCCAGUCAAAGUCGACAAGUGGAAGACACUAGGCACUUUUGAAGCUCGGAACACCCGCGAAGUUCAAGCGUUUUUGGUUGAGAAUCCGGUCAUUUGGGCACGAUAUCUGCGCAUCGAGUUCCUCACGCAUUAUGGGAACGAGUUCUACUGCCCCGUCAGUCUUGUCAGAGUUCAUGGGACGACAAUGCUGGAAGAGUACAAGCACGAUCUUGAAUCAGUCCAACUGGAGGAUGAAGGGAAACCCGAGCAGGAAAGCGCCGAGAAUGCAGAAGAGGAUGGACUCGUACCAGAAGCCGUGGCCGAGCGGCUUUUGACUGAGACCGAUGCUGUUGAAGAGCCUGUCCACACUGCUGAUCCAGCAACUGCAUCUGAUCUACCCGGCGUGCAAGAGCCUCUCCUAAAUCACACUCAAUAUCCCAUGGUUGAAGGUAGUCAAGCUCCCGUUUCAACCUCGCCUGCUCUUUCUUCUCGAAUGCUCAAUGACCUGGAAAACCAUAACCACGCGCUCGGAACGUGCAAGACAACGGAAGACGGUGCCGGUACAACUUCCCAUAGUCUUGACCAACAGAAUGCCACCCAUUCGUCUGAUACAGAAGCUACAAGACUCAGUACCGAUGUACUGGUUUCCAGUUCUUUGAGGCCAAGCAACGUCACAGCGACGUCGACAGACGGCUCAACCACAACGUCCAAAUCUGAUCCCAUUGUCGAGUCGACAGCUGCUAAUGCUUCAUCUUCCCCACCUACCAGCAACAGUUCGAAAGCGUCCGUGUCCUCGACGCAGUCCUCUCACCCAGCUCCAACGAUGCAAGAAUCCUUUUUCAAGUCGGUUCAGAAGCGCCUGCAAAUGCUUGAAUCGAAUUCUUCCCUGUCUCUUCAGUACAUAGAGGAUCAAUCUCGUGCACUUCGAGAUGCAUUCCACAAGGUGGAACAGAGACAGCUUGCCAAAACGACCUCCUUCCUCGAACAUCUAAACACCACGGUUCUCAACGAGCUCAGAGAGUUCCGCCAACAGUACGAUCAAUUAUGGCAGUCGACAGUUAUCGAGCUUGAGAUGCAGCGCGAGCGCUACCAAAAGGAAAAUAUUGCCAUCAAUGCUCGGCUCGGUGUUCUUGCCGACGAAGUCAUCUUUCAAAAGCGAAUGUCCUUUCUGCAGUUGAUCCUCAUCUUGAUCUGUCUUGGAUUGGUGCUGUUUUCCAAGGGUAAUCUGAACAGCUAUCUUGAGCUGCCGCUGGUACAGAGUGUCUUGUCCAGAUCUCCGAGUACGCGAUUUAUGAAUGCCGCCAGUCCUGACACACCCUCGCAAAACUCUCCAGUCUCAAGAUCUAACUCCGCGGGCGCAGCACGACGGCGUCUAGGCAUUUUAAAAGGCCAUCGCCGUUUCCCUUCGGAGGAUUCGGCCGACAACACAAUGAGUUCAGCUGAUUUAUACUCGCCCCCGACUCCUGUUAGUUUCGGGGAUCCUUCAUCGGACGGCGACGACAAAGAGGACAGCAACCAGCUCGGAGAUCCCCAGUUCGACCCCAGUCUGAUAGAACGACCUAGCACGAGCCCUCCGGUGCUGGCUGGGGCAGAGAUGUCCAGUGACUCAGAGCCUGGCACAGGUUUUGUGGACGACUCCAUCGAUAAUGUGCUUCGUGGUACCUCGUCUAGCGGCAUACAAACAAAACCUCCUAUCCUCCUCGUCGAGGAUGCUACACCUCCUCCCAAACACCUGAAGUGGCAAUUGCCAGAAAGCUAG
Fonsecaea multimorphosa CBS 102226 is the source of this 2736-nucleotide messenger RNA. RefSeq lists its product as uncharacterized. Gene Ontology annotation, biological process: protein folding in endoplasmic reticulum. The record is from RefSeq and is a predicted model, not a curated record. NCBI's taxonomy places the organism in Eukaryota, Fungi, Ascomycota, Eurotiomycetes, Chaetothyriales, Herpotrichiellaceae. The transcript has a single exon. Gene Ontology annotation, cellular component: membrane; cytoplasm. The coding region runs from base 1 to 2736 and encodes 911 amino acids.